UGGUUCUCUCAUCCUGGUGCAUCUCAGCCUUCACCUGCACUUCGUGUUUGGGGGGCUGCUAUGAAUGGUACCUUUCCAUGGCUUUCAAGAAAGCAGGGCAGCUGCCAUCAAGACGAUCGUUCUCCAUGUACUGCUGUGCUUACUCACUUUCUACACCAUCUAUUACAUGAUCGGAAGUGUUUGCUGCGGGAUGUUCAGGCUUAACUCCUUCGAUGCACAUCUCCCUUUUGAAUUUAAAACGGAGCCAUCGUACUCAAACCCCAACUAUCUGGUGAAUGUCAUUUCCAUGGAGAUCACCUUUUUUAGCAGUGGCCUCUUCUUUGCUAUGAUGCUGAAACGGUGGGUUUGGGACUAUGCCCUCACAGUCACCUCCAUCCACUUGCUGUUGACCUGGGCAGUGAUGGAAGAAUUUCCUUUGGUUUGGCAAUGGUGGCUGGCACUUGCAGGGAUCCAGAGCCGCUUAAUAUCAUUCUCCUCAACUUUAUCUUCACACCAACAACUGCAUGAAGCAGGUUAUAGCGACCGGCCAAGGGUUACCCAGGAAACUCCCAUAGUAGAGUGGGGAUUCGAACACAGGUCUCCCAGAGUCUGAUCUCACACAUUCACUGCUAUAUGGCACCACUCGCACUAAUUUUUAUUAAAAUAUAUACUACAGAUUCCCAGAAACCUUCCGAAGGGGCUCUGAGAAAUAAAAUAUUUGUAAUAUACUCAAAAUACUUUGUAAAGUAUAUUUAUUUAAAACAUUUGUGUCAAUAAAAAUAUUGCAACAUCUCGA
Molecule: messenger RNA, 775 nt
Organism: Heteronotia binoei (common prickly gecko)
Lineage: Eukaryota; Metazoa; Chordata; Lepidosauria; Squamata; Gekkonidae
Product: transmembrane protein 244-like
Exons: 6
Coding region: 65-592 (175 amino acids)
Source: RefSeq, a predicted model, not a curated record